Molecule: messenger RNA, 1248 nt
Organism: Hyaloscypha bicolor E
Lineage: Eukaryota; Fungi; Ascomycota; Leotiomycetes; Helotiales; Hyaloscyphaceae
Exons: 2
Coding region: 32-991 (319 amino acids)
Cellular component (GO): membrane
Molecular function (GO): opioid growth factor receptor activity
Source: RefSeq, a predicted model, not a curated record
GACAUCACAACCACACGAGCCGCGAGCCGAAAUGAGCUUCUUCAGUCGCCGCCCAACAGGCCCCUCCGCCUCGUCUUUGAUCUCCUUCUACGAAGGCACAGGCCGUGAUCACCGAGGAAGAAGGUUGUCCCAGAUUCUGCAGUGGAGUGCCGACAGACUCGAGUCAUCUCACGACUACAUCCAGACUCUGUUCCCUCUGCCAGAGGAAUCGGGAGUCAACUGGGACGCGCCAAUCAUCGACCGCCAAGUCUUCGAAGCCUUUCGUUCUCGUAUGGAGCUAAGAGGACGAUUGCGAGAUUCUUUCCAGAAGAUACUUUGGUUCUACGGGUUCAAGUUAAGCUACGAGAAUGGAGAGGUCAAGGUCGGCAAAGGAGACAAUUAUGAUGAGCAUUCCGAGAAUUGGGACACCAGAUUCGAUCACAACCACCUCCGAAUUACCAGAAUCAUCCGCUGCCUCCGUGUGCUCGGUUUUGAAGAUGAAGCAAAGGCGUUUCACAAGACUCUCGAAGCAACGACGAUGAAAGUCAGUUAUCGAUCACGUGAAUUCUGGCGAAGAGCUGCGGAGAGGGCUCUGAACUUGCGUCCGGAUCUGGAUAUAUAUGAUGAAGAUGAUACGACCAUUGGACCAGAUUUCUUGCGCGAGUUUGAGAUUGCGAGGCAGGCAAAAUUGGCGGCAGCAGGCAAGCGAACGGAUCCACAAGAUGGAGCUGGAUCGCAAGUUGUCGAUGAACGGGAAGGGGAGAAGGAGGAGAAGAAAGGAUUGUUCGACGAUUCCGAGGAUGAAGAAGCUCCUAAUGAGCGUGAGCAAUCGGGAUUGCAAGCUGCCGAUGAACGCCAUGAGGUGCAGGAGUGGAAAGGGUUUGCAGAUGACGAAAAUACUUCUGGCAAGCCAGAUCAAUCCGGACUGGAGAACUUGAAGGACAAUGAGGCUGUAGAGGAGGUGAAGAAAGAUUUAAGGAGAACGGACAAUACUGCCACUGCUCCAAAUUAGUCGGUUCUGGAGAGUAUGCAGGGCAUUAAAGGCAAUAAGAUCACCAACAACAUGAAGGACGAGGAUUUGACAUCCUGGAGAGGGCAUAGGGCGCACAACCAAGCGGAUCCUGACUUGGGCGUGGGCAUUGACACCACGCGGAGAUACUUUAUUCGGGAACGAUACCCAUGGCUGCUUCGCUUACAGAGACUAAAUAGAAUUUGCACUUCUUCUCCCGCCCUCCGCAAACGGUGUCGGAGAGUUUUAUUCUGCUGUCC